This is a messenger RNA of Malassezia pachydermatis, 1029 nucleotides long. RefSeq lists its product as hypothetical. Gene Ontology annotation, cellular component: P-body. Gene Ontology annotation, molecular function: mRNA binding. Lineage: Eukaryota; Fungi; Basidiomycota; Malasseziomycetes; Malasseziales; Malasseziaceae. Gene Ontology annotation, biological process: deadenylation-independent decapping of nuclear-transcribed mRNA; P-body assembly. The record is from RefSeq and is a predicted model, not a curated record. Bases 1 to 1029 code for a protein of 342 amino acids. The transcript has 2 exons.
AUGGCUUCGUUUGUUGGGACUACGGUCAGACUGACGUUGCGAUCCGGUGAUUCGUACGUCGGUACGAUUCUUUCAAUUGAUCCGGCUACUGCCACUCUCAAGGUGCAGCGUACCGACAAUGGUGAGAUGAUCGCGGUGCGUCGAGAAGAGUUGCAGGAUGUGAGCACCGUCACAGAAACGUCUCAAUCGUCAUCAGCUCCUAGCAACAGCGUAUCGACACCCAAGCAAAGCCACAAGGCGUUGGCUGACCCUAUGGCACGUUCUGCGUCGCCUGCGGACAGCCGCAAAAAGCGUAACCGCCGCAAGGGCGAACGGGCCGAUGCUGGCAAUACCACCACAGCCCCAGCUGGUCCUGCAUCCAUGUUUGACGAGGAAUUUGACUUCACCAAGAGUACUCAAAACUUUGAUAAGAAAAAGAUUUGGGAGGAGAUUCGCAACCAAGAGGCUAACCCCAACCCUCAUCUCCUUGUAAACAUCAACCGAAACCCUCUGCUUCAACAAAGUGCAGGUUCGAAACAGCCCAUGCUAGCACCUACUGAGAUGGUACUUGACGAACCGUCGGAACCUAUCGCUGCUCCUACUUCGAAUCUCGGGGAAGUACAAGUGCUUCGAUCUGAAGUGGACACACUCUCUGGAGCUCUGGCAGAAGCCCGUUCUGAGAUUCAACGUCUCCGCAGCCAGGUCGCUUUGAGUGAAGCGCUUACAGGAUUACACAUUGAAGACCUCGGGGAUGGUACCUAUGUUUGUGGUGUAUACAAAGACGCCAAGACGUCGGCCGCUCACUGGCGUCACAAGCACCAGCAAUCAGAGCCGGUGGGAACAGAUGGUGCACUCCGAUACCUUGUUCGGGCGCCUGGUAUAGGCAAUACAGACGCUGUAUCGCUGGGCUAUGGCGGCCCUCACCGGGAUCACAGCGACGCGGAGGUUUUGGAGAAGCUGCCUGAUCACUUCCAAAGCGAUAUCAAUAUCAAACUUGAUAAUGCGCCUUUGUUCCAGCGCCGUUUGACUGAUCUUAUGCAAGGUUUGUAA